AUGACUGACCGUGUGUGCUGGAGUGUUUUCCUUGCGAAACAAGGAUCUGUGCUUUUCCCUAACAGGUGGCUGACAUGCAAAUCCCUGCCCCCAGGAAGUUUAGAAAGAAUUGCCGACGCUAUCGCAGACCGACUGCGUGUCCCUUGGUUUACAGGGGCUGUAAAGAUCAAUAUCAGCCUUGUUCCACCUCUUGUUCUGUUACCUGUCUUCCUUCAUGUUGCGGCUCUGCACUUCCUGUUGGCACUUGUCAUCUUGACAUCUCUUCCUAUGGUGGUGCUGUGGUACUACUACCUCACACACAGGAGGAAGGAGCGGACUCUCUUCUUUUUAAGCCUAGGACUGUUUUCCCUGGGCUACAUGUACUGUGUGUUCCUCCAGGAGGUGGUUCCCCGAGGCCAUGUGGGGUAUUCCCAAGUGGUUAUUCUCACCUGUGGGUUAAUUCUUAUGCUCACAGCUCUAUCUCGAGCCAAGAAAGACCCUGGGUACCUUCCUAGCCCAACAAGCAAUGACAAGUCAUCGUGCCAGGUCAUGGAUUUGCCAAGCAAGAAAGUUACAGGGAGCUCUAACGGGCUCCAUGGAGUUAACACAUCAGGAGCUGCCAGUGGCCGUGCUGUGAACGGGGAGGCCAAAGGCUAUUCCAGACUGUCAGCUGAGGAGCCAGAAGGGAUGAAAAAGGACUGGUGCGCUAAAUGUCAGCUGGUCAGACCAGCCCGAGCAGGGCAUUGCCGGCUCUGUGGCAGGUGCGUAAGAAGACUGGACCAUCACUGUGUCUGGAUUAACAGCUGCGUAGGGGAGCAGAACCACCAAGCAUUCAUCCUUGCCCUUUCCCUCUUCAUGCUCACCUCUCUGUAUGGGAUUAUGUUGACCCUGGACACCGUAUGCAGGGGCCGAACUCCAUUCAUGGCAUUGUUCUACUGCCCUGGGGCCUAUUCUGAUUACAGCUCUGCUCUGUCGUUCACCUGUGUGUGGUACUGUGCCAUUGUAACAGCUGGCAUGGGAUACAUCCUCCUUAUCCAGCUGUUGAACAUCAGCUACAAUGUGACUGAGAGGGAAGCUCGUCUGGCUCUGCGUGACAACACUGGGCGCAGGCUCAUGGGUGGGUUAGUAAUAGACACUGGCCAGUAUAACCGGGGCUUCCUGUGCAACUGGGGCCAUUUCUUGAGCCUGGGGUCUCCCCCUCCGCAGCGCUCUGCUGAAGACAUAGUGUGACACCCUUUUUUUUUUUUUUUCUGGAAAUAACAUUGAUUGACUUUCUUUAGCAGGAGAAUGGCCCUUUCUACUAGGACUCCCUCCUCCCCCCUUCCAUUCUAGGUCAGUGUGUGGGCAGCCCAUCCCAUCACUGGCAAUAUCAGAAGCUUUCCUGGGCAGAAUGUUUCUUUGCAUGCUGUCAGCCAGCAAUAAGAUGUAGAAAGCAGUAAGCCAUAUGCACAAACCUGGAGAGAAGGAGCCCCCUGCUUGUUUCCACCACAGGAAACUGCGCAGCACAGCUCAGCAGGAUGAAGAAGGGCACAAGGUUUUGAGAACUGUGUUUUUUGUUAUGCGUGAACUCUGGCAUCAAGAGGAAUCUGCUACUGGACUUCAGAGUAUCCAUGGGUUUCUGCAGAAGUUAAAGAACUUUUGGCUUGUACCUACAUGCAGUAUUGCAGAGAUGUAAGGCGGAUGAUGUGCACUUUAAUACAGAUGACAGA
Messenger RNA from Struthio camelus australis, 1688 nucleotides. Lineage: Eukaryota; Metazoa; Chordata; Aves; Struthioniformes; Struthionidae. The record is from RefSeq and is a predicted model, not a curated record.